Molecule: messenger RNA, 1796 nt
Organism: Thunnus maccoyii (southern bluefin tuna)
Lineage: Eukaryota; Metazoa; Chordata; Actinopteri; Scombriformes; Scombridae
Gene: ntmt2
Product: N-terminal Xaa-Pro-Lys N-methyltransferase
Exons: 4
Coding region: 304-1185 (293 amino acids)
Biological process (GO): N-terminal protein amino acid methylation
Cellular component (GO): cytoplasm
Molecular function (GO): N-terminal protein N-methyltransferase activity
Source: RefSeq, a predicted model, not a curated record
CAGAGGGCGCUCCGUGCCCCCCCGGGCUCCCCUCCCUCACUCCUCUAAAGCCAGUGUCCCUAGUAGGUGAUUUGUAAAUGUGGCGGGACGUCCUGAGCGCUGCCCUGUGAAAAAGAUCUCUGCCGAUCACUUGAACGCCGGCAGAGACGUGCUGAACACUCAGCCAGACAGAUAUAGCACCAGCUGGAGAAACAGUGUCCCAAACACUCUGCGUGUUACUCUCCUUCUACCACCGCUCAGUCAAACACCUUCUGGAUAUUUGGUGAAGCGCCACAAGGAGUCAAUAGAGCAAAUAGAGUCAAAAUGGAGAUUUCGAUUGAAGACGAUGGUAGCAAUAAACCGGAAAACUUUGCGUACAGGGGCGCUCACCAGGCGUUCAAGGAUCGCUGGAAACAGGCAGAUGACAGCAUGUGUCGCCACAGCAUGUCCUUCCACUUGUUUCAUACAGUGAGGAGUGAGUUCUUUGCCAGCUACCUGUACCUGGUGCAGAUGAUUCCUCUGGUGAAGCUGUUUCCCAUCACCUGUGAAUACAUCAAAGGAGAGAAACAGUUCUACUACCGGGCUCAGCAGUUCUACGAGGACGUCCCCGCCUCGGAGGAAGGCAUGAUGGGAGAUUUUGUGGAUAUAUCCAACGUUGAUCUGGAGGGCUCCCGCGAGUUUCUGAACAGGUUUGUGGGUCCCGGUAAGGCCGACACACACUGCGCUCUGGACUGCGGCUGCGGGAUCGGCCGUGUGACCAAAGGUGUCCUCCUCCCUGUGUUUGAGAAAAUGGAGAUGGCGGACAUGGUUGAGAACUUCCUGCUCCACGCGCACGAGGAGUACCUGGGCGAUGACGCCGACCGCAUCGAGACCUACUACUGCUACAACCUGCAAGAAUUAACGCCUCCGCUGAACAAGUACGACGUCAUCUGGAUGCAGUGGGUGGCGUGCCACUUAACAGACAAGGACCUGAUGAACUUCCUGAAGCGCUGUAAGAAGAGCCUUCGUCCAAACGGCGUCAUCAUAAUAAAGGACAAUAUGGCGCGGCAGGGCUGCAAGCUGGACCCCAUCGACAGUAGCAUCAGCCGCCACCUGGACAUCAUGAAGCACAUCAUCGCCAAAGCCGGCCUGGAGGUCCUGGAUGUUGAGAAGCAGGAAGGCUUCCCUGAGGUCAUCAUGCCUGUCUGGAUGAUUGCUAUGAAAUAGUCGGGACAUUUUUACUGUAAAAAGCAGAUUGUUCUUUGCUCCAUUUGGCAAAUACUACGAGGAAAUUCCACCCUAAAGCUGAAUUCACAUGUUAUUCCACUUUAGUUUAAGUUUAGAUUUGUGAUCAAGCCUCUGAAGACUAUAACAACACAGCAGGAAACUUUCACGAUGUCAUCAAGAGAUAAAUCCUGAAACAACAGCGUGGACAGCCUGAUGGCACCCGGGGCGAUUUUAUGGAGACAGGAGCAUUUUUUCUGCUCAGUGCUGAAAUGAAAUAAAGCUUUUACCGGGACAUUAAACUUCUACAGAGCUACUCUGUGCGUCCACAAAUGCAGACUGUAAUAUAUCGUCAGCCGACCACCUCCAGGUUUUGUAUCAUGAUGACAUCAAAGAUUAGAGCCUCAGUUCUCUGAGGGAGAAGAUCGUUCCUGUCUGAACCGUGAGGAUCAUUGGAAUAACAUGUGAAUUCAGAUUUACUGCUGAGUUUCUCCUUUGAGUGAAUGAUUUGUAUUUAGUUUUGACUAAAUCCAACAUGUUAAAUCACAAGUGCAACAUAUCAACAACUAUAAUGUAUCAUGUUACAUUUGUUUUAAAAACUCUACAACUUUAUG